Stegostoma tigrinum is the source of this 6865-nucleotide messenger RNA. Its product is annotated as N-acetyllactosaminide beta-1,3-N-acetylglucosaminyltransferase 4-like. Gene Ontology annotation, cellular component: membrane. The transcript has 2 exons. Bases 47 to 1258 code for a protein of 403 amino acids. The record is from RefSeq and is a predicted model, not a curated record. Lineage: Eukaryota; Metazoa; Chordata; Chondrichthyes; Orectolobiformes; Stegostomatidae. Gene Ontology annotation, molecular function: hexosyltransferase activity.
UCUCAAUCUGGAAUAAAGUUGCUGCAUAGAAUGAGUUACUGGUUACAUGAGGCUGGUAGUGACUCGCUGCAGUGAGAGAGCAAUCUAUCAGUCCGCAGUCAUGAACACUGCUGCGUUGAUCCGUGGAAUGAAAGGCAUCCUGAUAUUUUCCAUUGUGCUCAUGGUUGGUUUCAGUUUAUACAACCCUGUGAUUGUCAUGAAGAAGAAAUUAACAUUCUUGUCAUACUUUGACGAGUUUGUGUGGCGUUCCAAGGUUCCACCAGCCACAAUAAAUUCCAGGAACUUGACCGCGGUUGAGGUGCUCAGUGGUCAGCCCAGAGCAGAGCCGACCCCACAGCCCUGCCAUCCGAACCCUGCUUUCAACAGCCUGACCUCCAAGCUCAAGCCAAUCUACAAGGACUUCAUGAUGUACCGACAUUGCAGGAACUUCCCUCUCCUGCGCAAGGCCAGCAGCUGCGAUAGGGAAGGCACCUUCCUGCUGUUGGCAGUUAAGUCCCUGGCGGAGCACGCCGACCGCCGGGCAUCCAUCCGCAGCACCUGGGGGCAGGAGCGGGUGGUGGAAGGGGCAUUAGUGCGCCGCGUCUUUCUCCUGGGCCUUACAGAGCGCCAGAUCCGUUCACAAGCUGUGCAGGCCCUGGUGGACCACGAGAGCAAGCAGUACAACGACAUCAUCCAAUGGGGCUUUCGCGAGUCCUUCUUCAACGUCACACUAAAAGAGACCCUCUUCUGGCAAUGGUUCUCCCAGGACUGCCGGGCUGUGAAGUUUGUCUUCAAGGGUGAUGAUGAUGUGUUUGUUAACGUGGAGAAUGUCGUGGAUUUUUUAAAGGAUCACAAUCCUUCCCAGGACCUUUAUGUGGGGGAUGUCUUCAGAAACUGGUACCCGUCCAGAGCUGAGCACAGCAAGUACUACAUCCCACUCUUUCUGUACGGCAACAAACCUUAUCCUCCCUAUGCUGGAGGGGGUGGUUACCUGUUGUCUGGAACGUCAAUCCUCAAGCUACACAAGGCUGCCGAAUUUGAGGAGCUCUUUCCUAUCGAUGAUGCUUUUGUGGGAAUCUGUGCCCAGAAGGCCAACAUUGAUGCAAUCCCGCACAGAGGCUUCCGUACCUACGGGGAUAUUCCAUUCGACCCGUGCGUUUACCAAGGAUUAAUGGUCGUUCACCGAGUAAUGCCCAAUGAAUUGUGGCUGAUCUGGAGCUUGCUAAAGAUGAGCACAAAGCCAUGCAGUCGUUUCACAAGAUUCUCUGUUAAACCAUGAAGAAAUGGCUCUUUCUAUGCCGUUAACUACCUGACAGCAACACUCGAGCCUUUGGAUUCGAGCAGAAGACACUAAAGACAAAUCAGAGUUGGGAGAUGUGUUCUGCUGCUCUCUGAAUCCUUCCCAUGCUCCAUUGAAAUGUUCUGAAUGUUGAUCUUGCUGAGGACAGCUAAUUGGACACAAAUCAGCCUCUCUGUGGAUGUCUAGCCCAAGGUCUGACACCUGGCUUUUGUCUUUUGGGGCAAGAUGCGUACCUGUUAGCUGUGGCCACUCUGUUUACCAAAGAGCAAAGGAUCCCUCCUGGUAUCUUGGCCAAUGCUUACCCCUUUCUCAACAGGGCUUCAAUAGAUUAUUUGGCCACUGCUUUUAACAUGGCCCUGCUCUCAGCAAUUUCUCAAUAUUACAGUAGGCACUGCAUUUCAGAAAUAUUCCUGUGGCUGUGCUUGGGCAUUCAGAAGUUGUGAAAAGGUGCCCUCAUGUUAGUUCUAUUUACCUCCUAAAAUGAACCGUUGACGCUAUUAUGCUUGUUGGGAUCCUGAGAAUUAAAAAAAAAGUCUUGCUGUAUUGCGUCAGAAAUUUUGAGGGAUUAAUUGUUUUGCUCCGUUAUUUCCCAAGGGGAUGUGAGUGUCACUGACAUAUCCAGCAGUUACCUCUGAAUGGCUUCCUCGGCCUUUGCAAAAGGCAGUUAAGAUUCACCACAUUGGCUGGGGGUCUGGAGUCACGUGUAGGCCAGGCUGAGAAAAUAUGACAGAUUUCCUUCUCUGAAAGGAACCAAAUACAUUUUAACAAAAAGUGACCAUGACUACCUUUGCCGAGACAGCAUUAUAUUCCAGAAGGAUGUUGCAGCACUUAGAGGAUGGUAGACAUUUGGAGCAAGCAGCUUGAGAGUGUCGUAGAGGCAGGUGUUCUCACAACAUUUAAGAAGUAUCUCGACAAGGACUUAAAAUACCAGGGCAUAGUUGGCAUGUGGCCCGAGUGCAGCUAGAUUGGUUUAAGAGUAACUUGGAUAGGAAACUAAGAACUGCAGAUGCUGGAAAUCUGAAACAAAAACAGAAAUUGUUGGCGAAACUCAGUCAGUCCAGCAACAUCAGUGGGAAGAUGUUUUGAGUGCAGUGACUCUUCAUCGGAAUUGCUAAAUCCAGAACUGCUGAGUUUUGCCAACAAUUUCUAUUUUUGUUUGUGCAGUUUAAUGUUUGUUGGUCAGCAUAGAUGGAGUAGGCCGAAGGGCCUGUUUCUAGGCUCCAUGACUCUAUGACAUGUUUCAAUGUGGCUUUUGCACAUCCACCUUUAACAUCACCCUCAAAGAGAUGAAUCUCUGUAAAUGGUUUACAGGAAUUGCGUAUGUGGAUAUUCAAAAAGUGUCUGAUAAAACACUGCACACAAAGUUCCUCUCAAAAUAGAAACACAUAGGAUUAAAGAGAUGUUGCUAAUCUGCAGAUGUGAUAGGUGAAGUAUAGGCAAUUGGGAAUCAUGGUGAACAGAAGUGAAUGGAAUGUGAUCCCAAGGGAUCAAAAUUAGAAUCAUAUAACAUAGAACAGUGCAGCACAGGAACAGGCCCUUCGGCCUACCACAUCGGCACCAACCAUGAUGCCAACUAAUCCCAUCGGCCUACAUAUGGUCUCGCAUCCCUCUAUUCCCUGCUGGUUUCAUGUAUUUGUCUUAAUUCCUCCGAAAUGUUGCUGUUACAUCUGUUUCUACCACCUCCCUAGCAUCGCGUUCCAGGCAUUUGCCAUCCUCAGUUUAAAGAAACUUGACUUGCACAUCUCCUUUAGAAUCCAUCCCCUCACCCACACACCUUAAACUUAUGCCCCUUAAUAUUUGACGUAACCUCCCUGGGAAAAAAAAGAAAUUCCAACUAUCCGCCCUAUCAAUGCUUCUCAUAAUUUUAUACCCCUCCAUCAGGUCGCCCUUCAGACUCCAAUGUUCAAGCGAAAACAAUCCACGUUUGUCAAAUCUCUCCUUGUAAAUAAUACACUCCAAAUCAGGCAAACCUCUUCUGCAUCCUCUCCAAAGCCUUCGCAUUCUUCCCAUAGUGUGGCGACCAGAACUGCGCAUGAUACUCCAAACGUGGACAAAGUGAAGUCUUACACAACUGUAACAUGACUUGCCAACUUUGAUACUCUGCCUCAACUGAUAAAGGCAAGCAUGCCAUACGCUUUCUUUACUACCUUAUCCACCUGUUUUACCACUUUCAGGGACCUAUGGACUUGUGCCCCAAAGGUUUCUCUCUAUAUCAAUUCUUCUCAGGGUCCUGCCAUUUAUUGCAUACUCUCCUCUUGCAUUUGACCUCCAAAAUGCAUCACCUCACACUUGUCCGGAUUAAGCUCUAUCUGCCAUUUCCCCAUCCAACUUUCCAACUGAUCUAUAUCCUCUUGGAGCAUUUGACAACCUUCCUCACUAUCCAAAACGCUAUUAAUUGCCAUGCUGUCUGCAAACGUACUCAUCAGACCGCAUAUAUUUACAUUCACAUCAUUUGUAUAUAUUACAAACAAAAGCGGUCCUGGCGCUAACCAUAGGUCAGAGAUCUCUGGUCAGUAAAACAUCCCUCCACGACCACCCUCUCUCUUCUAUGACCAGGCUUGUUUUAUGUCCAACUUACCAACUCACCAUGGAUCUCAUGUGACAUAAUCUGCAUUUCAAACCAUCAGCCUCGCUGUGUUCAUUGACUUGGCCCUGCUGUUCUUUCAACUAGACUUACAUGACUUAACAUCUACCAUCUCUUCAAUCCUUCCAUGUGCUUCCUUACAACUCUAAUUCCCACCACCCACCCACACCCAACACUAUUUUAAACACUCACAAGUGGCACCAGCAAACCUACCUGCGAGGAUAUUGGUGGCCAUCCAGUUUAAGUUAAAUAUCCACUGCUUUUCCUUUAUGUGAACUGGAUUUCAGUGCAGGGAGUACAAUUUUGAUGAUUGCAACUGACACGAGUCUCAACAAUAUGGCAAAUGGUAAUCAGGAUUGUAGCGACCAGGACGAUGUAGACUGGCUGUGCAAACAGGCAAUCAUAUGGUGUUGCAAUUUAAUACAAGCAAGUAUGAAAUAAUGCACUUUAAGGAGAAACAUCAAGGAGAGGCAAUAUAUUUUAAGUGGGGAGUGCAAAAGUAGAGACAGGAAGAUGAAUAUUCAUAGAACAUAGAACAUUACAGCACAGUACAGGCCCUUUGGCCCUCGAUGUUGUGCGAACCUGUCAUACCGAUCUGAAGCCCAUCUAACCUACACUAUUCCAUGUACGUCCAUAUGCUUAUCCAAUGAUAACUUAAAUGUACCUAAAGUUGGCGAAUCUACUACUGUUGCAGGCAAAGCGUUCCAUUCCCUUACUACUCUCUGAGUAAAAAAACUACCUCUGACACCUGUCCUAUAUCUUUCACCCCUCAAUUUAAAGCUAUCAGAAAUCUUUAAUGGAAGCAUAAAUGGGGCGGCACAGUGCCUCAGUGGUUAGCACUGCAGCCUCACAGCGCCAGGGACCUGGGUUCGAUUCUAGUCUUAGACGACCGUCUGUGCGGAAUUUGCAUAUUCUCCCUGUGUCUGCGUGGGUUUCCUCCGGGUGCUCUGGUUUCCUCCCACAGUCUAAAGAUGUGCAGGCUGGGUGGAUUGGCCAUGCUAAAUUGCCCAUAGUGUUCAGGAGUGUGUGGGUCGCAGGGGGAUGGGUCUGGGUGGGAUGCUGCAUGGGGUGGUAUGGACUUGUUGGGCCGAAGGGCCUGUUCCCGCACUGUAGGGAAUCUAAUUAAAAAAAAUCAUAUGGGACACAGUGCAAUGUCAAUAGAUGAAUCGAGUACAAAUGCAAGGAAGUAAUGCUAAGAUUUUAGAAAUCUUUGCUUCACCUCAGCUGAAGCAGUGUGCGUGUUUUUGGGUACGGCACUUCACAUAGGUAUGGUAUUAAGAGGGUGCAGAGGAAGUUUAAAAGGGAUGAAGGUGUUCAGUUUGUGGCAAAGUACAAAAUAGAAGAUACAAAAGCUUGACAACAUAUACCAGAGAGGUUUCAGGGUGUUCAGAACUUCAAAGGGAUUUCAUAGAGAGAAUAGUGAGAAGUUUUCUUCAAACAACUGGGUCAGCUUCUACGGACAACACAUUGAAAAUAAAUGUUGAGAAAGCUUGUGAGGAAGAGAAAGUUUGUUAAAGACAUUUUUGAGGUCUUGAAAAGUGAUGGAGCUAGAUUCCAUAAGAAUUUUUUAAAAGGCAAUUGGGCAUGUACUUGGAGAGAAUUAACUUGUUGAGUUCCAGGGAUAAAAGUUAGGAUGUUGGGUUAAAAUGGAGAGCUCAUUGAAAGGACUAGCGCAGGCAUAACGGGUUGAAAAGCAUUCUAACUCCCCCUCCCAUUCCUCAAACGACAUGUCCAUCAUGGGCCUCCUGCAGUGCCACAAUGAUGCCACCCAAAGGUUGCAGGAACAGCAACUCAUAUUUCGCUUGGGAACCCUGCAGCCCAAUGGUAUCAACGUGGACUUCACAAGCUUCAAAAUCUCCCCUACCCCCACCGCAUCCCAAAACCAGCCCAGUUCUUCCCCUCCCCCCACCGCAUCACAAAACCAGCCCAGCUCGUCCCCUCCCCCCACUGCAUCGCAAAACCAGCCCAGCCUGUCUCCGCUUCCCUAACGUGUUCUUCCUCUCACCCAUCCCUUCCUCCCACCUCAAGCCGCACCUCCAUUUCCUACCUACUACCUCAUCCUGCCUCCUUGACCUGUCCGUCUUCCCUGGAAUGACCUAUCCCCUCCCUACCUCCUCACCUAUACUCUCCUCUCCACCUAUCUUCUUUUCUCUCCAUCUUCGGUCCGCCUCCCCGUCUCUCCAGAACCCUCUCCCCAUCCCCCUCUCUGAUGAAGGGUCUAGGCCCGAAACAUCAGCUUUUGUGCUCCUGAGAUGCUGCUUGGCCUGCCGUGUUUAUCCAGCUCCACACUUUGUUAUCUUGGAUUCUCCAGCGUCUGCAGUUCCCAUUAUCACUGUGAUUCCAGGGAAUUCUAUGGUUGCUGUAGCCCAGGAUUUUUUUAAAGGGCAAUAGUGAUGUAUUUAUCAAUGUGAAAAAUCUUGUGCAAUACUGAAAGGACUUCUCAAGAUCAUUACUUUGCAGUCGUCUCUAAAAUCUUGCCCUAAGGACAGUGAAACAAUCAUCUCUUUCUAAAUGGAGUGAGCCUGCCCAUUUACGUGCUAAUGGCAAUCUGUUACCUGCAAUAUCAAUCCAAAAGCUGUAUAAAGCCUUCAGACUGAGCAACUUUUCUGACCUCUCACUUAUUUCUCCUCCAUACUCCGUCAAUGCUGCAUCAAAAGGGCUUGAUGCUCACCUACUCAAAACCUGGUUAUUUGUUCAAAUCGAGUCAGCAAUUCAACUGGAGGGAGGACAAAACUGACCUUCUAACUCCGACGUGAGGGUGUUCCUGACUGAGUCACAGCUCACACUGACAAAGAUCCUUAGUGCAAGCUUUGAAGCUUGGAAAUCCUUCAGAAUAAAAGACCCUUCCAUUCAGUCUUGACAGGCAGGAUAAAAUUAACAUUAAUUGAUCAGGUUAGUUUUAAAAUAGAAUCAGUGAGAAAAUUAAGUGUCUUUCUAGUUUUAUUUGCAAUUGUGUUAAUGAAUUUAUUAAUUAAUAUGAAUUUUGGACAUUGUUGUCUCAA